Messenger RNA from Clarias gariepinus (North African catfish), 525 nucleotides. RefSeq names its product cathepsin D-like. The transcript is spliced from 4 exons. NCBI's taxonomy places the organism in Eukaryota, Metazoa, Chordata, Actinopteri, Siluriformes, Clariidae. The record is from RefSeq and is a predicted model, not a curated record. Bases 11 to 253 code for a protein of 80 amino acids.
GCAUCCAAUCAUGACUGUUGGUGCCCUCAGGAUACAUCAGCCUCAGGGUUCAUCAAGCACCAGUACCUCAGACUACAGCCUAGAGGAAAAGACGCAUCUCAGCAUCUCAGCUGUCUGGAGUGACCCUGAAGCAGAGAUUGCAGGGGAGCUGAUUCUAGGUGGUGUUGAUCAGCAGUACUUUGAAGGAGAUCUUCAUUACCUGAACGUCACCUGUAUAGCGUACUGGCAGAUUAGGAUGGACACCCACCUUUGAUCUGUGUUUGGGGUCAUUGCCUUGUUGGGACACUUAAUGGACGAGAGGACAACACGGGCCACCUUUAGAUAGCUGACCUGUGUGUUAAUUCACUUCCUAAUUUACCCCCAACCUUAGGAUUAAUUAUAAAGAUUUAUCUUAUUUUAUCGUAUCUUAUCCCUGCUUACAGCUUGUCUGUGUAUGUGUGUCUGCCCUGUCUAGUGUGUACCCGGCCUCAUGCGCUAAGCAUCCUGGGAGAGGCUCCAGGCCCCCGGGACUCUGUAUACAGAAUA